CCAGAAGCUUUGAGGGAAAACUAUCUAAAUCGCUUUGGUCUCUGUCUCCAAAACAGUGUUUGAGGCAUAGCAUCUGACUCUGCAUUAAAUAGGCCUACAUGCUGUUGACGUCAACACCUUAUUGAAUAAAUCAAUAAAGUAUUAUAAAUACGACAUAUAGGCUAUUCACCAAUCUAACAGAGGAAUAGGCGGGAGCUUAAAAGCAUACGGUUCCGCUCGGUGGACAACGAAUGCCAUUGUUACAGCGAAGAAACAAGUCUCUCUCCCUCAUAUUCAGUAUCUCCGGUAGUGCGUAAUUUACGCAGUUUUUCUAAUGGCGCCAGGGAAAGAGAUGCGCCCCAGUCGUGAAAAAUGAAGCGGAUAAGUCAUAUAUAGACAUUUCAAGCCUUGUUCAGGGGUUCCCCUCAGUAAGUGCUGACCGAAAUCUGGUGAUUGGUUUUCACCUUGUAAACAUUUGGAGACCCCGAAAUGAUGAAGAUAAAAUCGAAUCAAACGCGGACUUAUGACGGAGAUGGCUACAAGAAGCGUGCCGCUUGUCUUUGCUUCAGGAAUGAGAGUGAAGAGGAGGUGCUGCUGGUGAGUAGUAGCCGUGACCCAGACAAGUGGAUCGUUCCUGGUGGAGGGAUGGAACCAGAGGAAGAGCCCAAUGUUGCUGCAGUGCGAGAGGUUUGUGAAGAGGCUGGUGUCAAGGGGACUUUAGGGAGGCUACUAGGAAUUUUCGAAAACACAGACAGAAAGCACAGAACAUAUGUCUAUGUCCUCAUCGUUACAGAGAUAUUAGAAGACUGGGAAGACUCUGUGAAUAUCGGUAUGUUAAAUAUUGGGAGAAAAAGGGAAUGGUUUAAGACUGAUGAUGCCAGCAGAGUAUUGCAGUUCCACAAGCCUGUACAGGCCUCGUACUUUGGGCAUCUGCAACAGGGUUUCAUGAGUAGCAAUGGGGCACCCCUGGUGACCAGGAUAGAGGAAGGAGAGCGCUCGCCUACCUACAAUAUCAACAAGAGCUCCAAAACGACUAUAAGAUAGCUAAAAAAAUAUAUAAUUCUCAACUUUUAUGUGCUUAUUUUUCUUACUUAAUUCUACAAGUACUACUACAACUUCUUUUUAUACCUUUGACAGAUUAACCGAAAUAUUUGCCUUGCCAACCUUCUUGUGCCACAGUUGAGGUACAGACUUGACAAGUGUUGAGUAAAGAAGAUAUAAAACUUUGUAACUUGAAUGUUUUUUUUUUUUUUCUUUUUAUGAAUAAUUGCAUGAGAUAUUCCAAAACUCUUGGAACAGUCCUGCUUGGUCCCUCGUUCAUCUCUGUUAUAAAUGUGAGAUUUGUUGUUGAAUGCAAUAUUCUGUUGGGGUGAUGUAAAGUAAUGGUGUUGAAUGUGUUUGCAGAAGACUAAGGGUUCUGUCAUGUUUUACUGACACGUUGACAUGCCCCUUCAUGUGGCAAUCGUAAGAAUGACAUAACUUCUUACCGUGAAUCGUGACAUCAUCAGUAUAAUACAUUCUCAUAACUGUUUCAAGUUAGACAAUAUGACUGUUGACAGUAUUUCAUAUGACAUUCUCUGUUUUCCUUUUUAUAUAUAUUCCCUGAUCCCAUAACAAUCCAUCGCUUUGCGUUAUGAUACGUUAGGCCUGUGGGAAAAUUGCCUAUUUUGCAAGUUUUUAAAGUUAUAUGGUUUUGUCUUAUGUCUGUUGUAAUGGGAUUAUCUGGUACAAAAUUCUCUCUUACAUUGAGGUAUCUCAAACUUUGGUAAGGGGCACAUUUAACCAGAACAUUGUAAUGCAAGUCCUACCUGCUUUUUCAUGUGUUGUUGUUAGGCUCCCAUGAAGAUCAAUUAUUGAUUGGAUUUUUAAUUCAAGGACCAGAAAGACAGAAUUGUGCAUGUUGUCUGAACUUCAGGGUAAAGAAAAAAGAACUUGGUUUUGGUCUCAGAGAUGUGCUCUUGAAGUGUUUUAAAUCAAUCUUGAAUGAAUGAAUGAAUCAAGCUGUCCAUCAAGAGUUUGGGAGUACUGUUAAGUAUUUGUGCACUUUGUUUGUGUUCAAGGAAAAUGAUACCGCUGCUGCAUAACUUAAGUACCUUAAUCUAGACCCCACUCAUAUUAAUGUCUUCAUGGUGUCCACUUAGAUAAUCAUGUCCAUUUACUCUGUUAUUAUUAUUUAUUUUGUAUUGGUAUAAUGAGGAGAGUUUCAGUCUGCACUCUCUUGUUUGUCACAAAUUGGACAUUUCAACUUGCUAACUGGUUAAAAUGAAUCCUGUGCCACUUGUGACCAGUUAGCAAGCAGGACAUACCUGCCUUCACAUAUUGUGACCUGCACAUGAAUGCGUCAUUGAUGUGUGUAUCGAGUGACUGUGUGUGUUGUAGUAAAAACCGCAUCAAGUUUGUUGCACAACAGAUGCAACGCCAACAUAAAUCACCUGCAUGUCCGGGUUAGGACACGUUUACACCUGGGAUUGAAUCCAUUCUGAAUUGUAUUUCUAACAUGUGUUUACACUGAUGUAGUUUUGCAUAAUCCCUCACAUGAACACUGGACUCCUUUUACUUAGGUUGAUUUAUUUUUUUGUUUGUUUUUUUGCCAGGCAUGUUUAAAUAGGUCUUAAUUGUGUACUUUUGUAUGUUAAUCAUUGGUUAUUCAAAUUAGUAAUUUAAAACUAGCAAAAUGUAUUAAUCAGCUGCAUGGAGGACGCUGAUGAAAGUCUCAUAACUAUAGUGAUUCUGGCCCUAUUGGGACAUUUAAACAGGAAUAACUGUGAUUGAUAAGUAUGUUAAUUAAGUCAGUUAGCAGAUGCUCCUAUGAGAGAAUCACCGUAGUGAGUGCAUUCAUUAAUCAGCUUACUCAUUGCUGCCACAUACAUAUAUACAUUUUUCUUUGCACAGUUUGUAGCAUAGACUUCUUGCAGUUCCUUGCUGGUAUGAUGUUGAAAUACUCAUUCAACAAAAAUGCAUCUGUGAGAACCCUGCUAUAGAUAAAAACUCGUUGGCUAUGGUGUGAGCCAAUUUUAAUAAUUAUGUUUUAUAAAAAUGUCAGGCCCCCCAACCCUCCCAAGAACAAACAAUAUACUUGUUGUCCAGGGUGUGAGAAGCAGACUGGCUCUGACAGAAGAGAUUGCUCCACUGAGCAUCAAUUUAGACAAGUAUGUGGGUUGGCAACGAAGAACAAGGAUAUUCUAUUCUUGCUGACCUGGAUUGGGCCAAAUCUACACUUUGCCCCAUCUGAUCUGGCACAAUAAGCGGUUUAGUUUCUUUAUAGUUUCUCUGACCAUUCAUCAUUGAAAUUUCUCCUAUGCCAAAGUUUGAAGUUUUACACAACAGCCUCCCAACCUUGAAAUGGCUGAGUGUGAUAUGGGUGUCCGUUUGUCUGGUUGACUGAUGGAUGUGUUGCAUUUUCUUUUGAAAUGGUUAUGCAUUAUGUACUAGUCACUGCCAGUCAUGCAGUGAGUUUUUAUUUUACACUGACUUUGAACACAUGUUUGCAUGUGAACUGCAUUUUGAAUUAACUUUAGACCCUUUCUCUGUAGAACAUGUAAAAUUAUCAAAUAUGUAGGCCUACUCAGCAAGAUUUAAAUCAGUCAUGCAAUUUUGCCCCAGGACAAACUACUGGUACAUUACUUUUUCUUACUAUCUGGCCAGUAAGGAUUUGUAAUUUCAUUACAUUUCUAGGUAUGCUGAAGUUGAUCUGAGACCUGUGACAAGACUGUGAUGGUUGAUGGUGCCAUCUAGUGGUUAUAGGUCACCUAAACUGGUGACAGUUUUAGGUGAAAUGCUCCCCAUUACUUCAGUUUACUGGUAAACUGAAUGGAUUUAAAGGGAUAGUUCACUGAAGUGACAAAUGUUGGUUUCCUUACCCUGUUACGCAGUAUAUGGAUGGAUACUAAGACCAGGAUGAAUACUUUGGUUUAUCUUCCCUGGCAAUUGUGGCACAAAUUCCAUUCAAGUUCCCAUACAAGGGUAUUUUGGGCAUGUGUGAAAUGCUAAUAUCGGUCCUGUGAAUUGAUUUGGAUUAGUACCACAAAUGGCAAAAUGUUUUGGAAACUUUAAUGGAACCUGGAUAGCUUUCUUUUUGUCCAUAGACUGGUUGCCUGUGAAGGCAAAAAUAAAAUGUUGUAAUUCCAGUGAACUAUCACUAAGAGGGAUAUGAAGAAAAUGCUAUGAAUAAAUACAUCUCUUGCUGACUGGUGUUGUUUAUAUUUUAUUGAUCAUGAUAUCCAAUUUGGCAUAAAUGGAACAAAGUUUGUGAAGAUUGUAAGAUGAAUUAUAUGAAUUAAUAAAUCACCAGUAUUUC
This is a messenger RNA of Esox lucius (northern pike), 4276 nucleotides long. Its product is annotated as diphosphoinositol polyphosphate phosphohydrolase 1. Gene Ontology annotation, biological process: diadenosine hexaphosphate catabolic process; adenosine 5'-(hexahydrogen pentaphosphate) catabolic process; diadenosine pentaphosphate catabolic process. Lineage: Eukaryota; Metazoa; Chordata; Actinopteri; Esociformes; Esocidae. Gene Ontology annotation, cellular component: nucleus; cytoplasm. Gene Ontology annotation, molecular function: bis(5'-adenosyl)-hexaphosphatase activity; diphosphoinositol-polyphosphate diphosphatase activity; endopolyphosphatase activity. The transcript is spliced from 5 exons. The record is from RefSeq and is a predicted model, not a curated record. The coding region runs from base 469 to 1023 and encodes 184 amino acids.